UAUACAACUUAAAGUAUAUAUAUGCAAGUCCAGCUCUGCUGGAGACACACAGCAAGUACCUUCCUCUCAACCUGACUGCUUCCUUGUCCAGCCAAGAAGACCACAAAGUUCAAGAAUGGCCAUCACUGACAUCCUUUCUGCUAAAGAUAUUGAAUCUGCUCUCUCCAGCUGCCAGGCUGAUGAUUCCUUCAACUACAAGUCUUUCUUCUCCAUGGUUGGUUUAUCCAGCAAAACUCCUGAUCAGAUAAAGAAAGUUUUUGGAAUCCUUGAUCAGGACAAGAGUGGUUUCAUUGAAGAAGAGGAGCUGCAGCUGUUCCUGAAGAAUUUCUCUUCGAGUGCCAGAGUCCUCACCUCGGCAGAGACCAAGGCUUUCCUGGCUGCAGGAGACACCGAUGGGGAUGGCAAAAUUGGAGUGGAAGAAUUCCAGUCUCUGGUGAAGGCAUAAACAGCAUUAGACCAAAGACAGCCUUGGACUGACUCUUCCAAUUACCUCGUCCAACAAGCACUUCGCACUCAGCAUGUGUUUGUACAUUUUUAUAUUGUUUCAGGCAUUAACAGUUCCCCACACACGAAAUUCCCACCCCGGAUCGCUGAGAAAUCUUGCAGUGUUUUGGUCAUGUGGUAUUGCUACAUUUCCAUUGUAAAGAAGGCACUUUGUGAUUUUCAAGCACUGAUAAUGUUGAAAUUGUGGCCGGAAGAGGGGAGAAAAAAAUUAAAAAGCCAACCAACCAAAAAGAACUUUGGGGGAGGGGGGGAAAGCUGCUUUUUUAAAUUUUGUUUAGGUUCUCCAUCCUCAUACUUGAGCAUGCUGACUUGCCAGAUGCAGUUUGGAUCAUCUUAAACAAUAUGAUAUCUUCUAAGGCUUAAUUGUACUGAUUUCAUUGAGGUUUAUUUCUGCUUAAUUCUCUGGUCCUUGAGGAAAAGCACUGCUAACAAGAUGGCUAAAAAUAAUUCAGUCCCAACCCUGAAAAUAUGAGAAAAAAAUUUAAGAGGAGUUGACACAUAGCUCAAAGCACAGAAUAAGGUUGUGGGUAAUUUCACAAAAUAAAGUACUAGGUUACAGCACGUA
Messenger RNA from Pseudopipra pipra, 1069 nucleotides. RefSeq names its product parvalbumin, thymic. Bases 116 to 445 code for a protein of 109 amino acids. The record is from RefSeq and is a predicted model, not a curated record. Gene Ontology annotation, molecular function: calcium ion binding. NCBI's taxonomy places the organism in Eukaryota, Metazoa, Chordata, Aves, Passeriformes, Pipridae. Gene Ontology annotation, cellular component: cytoplasm. The transcript has 5 exons.